AUGAAGGAUGCAAUGGCUAAAACACUUCGCGCUUCCCGCAGGCUUUUUUUAUUGAGAGUAAGGGUACGGAAGAUUGGUCCGUUCCGCAAAGCUGAGCUUUUCGGUUCGCUCCCCCAACCUUCUUACCAGUCUGCCUCCUUUCUCUUGAUGGAAUAUAACAAUGCCCAAGCUCCUGCUUUGCUUGAGUUCUUCACCGGCGCGGGGCUGUCUCACUUAUCCCGCUCCCGUCUCAUCUUCUGACGAGAAGCAAAACUCGAACAUCUCGAGCGGAUGGUCCAACUAAAUAACUUUUUCUUUUUCAUUACUUCCAUGGUCGUGCCUCGUGGCACGGCAGUACCCGUACUAUUGAAAUGGUUUGUCAGUAGAGAUGUUCCCACAGGUGCCCAUUCUUCCAAUGGUACUAUAAUUCCUAUUCCUUUCUCUUUAUUCCCUCUUUUGGUCUAUCUACAUUCCAGGAAAUUCAUACGCUCUCUGGACGGAGCAAAAAGUGGAGUCUUGCGAAGCAUGAGCGAGCACGGAGAAGUAAAGGCCAAACACUCAGGCCUAACGAGAAUGAGUAAGGAUGCAAUGAGAAGAUGAGGUGCUCCGGGCACCCCCAUUUAGAAAGAAGGUUCGAAGGUUUUGGGCCUGUAGCUUUCGUCCGUCCUUCGUCGGGUGGUACUUGUGUGUGGGGUGUGCUACCAGAAAUCGGGCUUGAAGCUCUCGCCUUACCAACGAGCCGGCAGCUGAUGGCUGUUGGUCACGACUGCUACCAAAAAGCUCCAAUGAAGAUGAAUAUUUCACAUGGAGGAGUGUGCGUCUUUAUCUUGGGUGUUCUUCUGUCGUGC
Cucurbita moschata (crookneck pumpkin) is the source of this 827-nucleotide messenger RNA. RefSeq lists its product as uncharacterized. Gene Ontology annotation, biological process: cytochrome complex assembly. The transcript has 4 exons. The record is from RefSeq and is a predicted model, not a curated record. Lineage: Eukaryota; Viridiplantae; Streptophyta; Magnoliopsida; Cucurbitales; Cucurbitaceae.